UGUGUUUUAUAGUUGAUGUGUCUGUAGGCUCUGUAUUUCUGCCAGCUGUGGAUUUGAAUCAGAUCUUGAUGACCAUCAUGCAGUUGAAUGAGGUGAAAGAAGCAGCGCUGUUGUCGUGGAUCAACAGUGUUUAUCCUGAGGAGCCCUUGACCAAAAUCAUCCAGAUGAUUGAUGGCCAUCGACUCCUUCAGUUUGCCUACAGAGUGCAGGGGAAAGAUUUCUGUGAUGGUUUGCUGGUGUCACCGUCUCCUAAUGUGAUGGAAAUGAUCUUCAGUAUGCUACAGGCUGACUUCCAGUUCAGCUCGAGACAGGCCUUCCUCAUGUUAUGGAAAAUCAGUCAGGGAGUGGAUCUGGAGCUUCAGCUUGCCAAGGUGAUCCUUGUUCUUUGUUAUUGUGGUUUUAAAACAUACAACAUGGUGCCUUUGGACACAAAGACAGGGUUGAUGAUCGCAUCCAUGUUUCACUUCGUAGAAGAUGAUGCUGAUGGUCUGUCCUUAGACGAAGGCCUAGAUCGAUUCCUCACCAAAGCAUCUGUCAUGACUUUCUCCACUUCCAGCAGCGAGAACAGCUGCUGCUCGCCUUCGUACACCGAUGACGAGUCCCUGAUCUUCAGCCAAGGCCGAAACCCUCGCAGAGUUCAGUUUCAAGAGCAUUUCACCGUGUCCUGCAGCUCCGUCAGCUCUCCAGUGCAGGAGGUUAUCAGCACGCCUCAGUUGUUAAAGAGACUCCGGAAAGAACUGGCACGUGAAGGGGAUUUGAGAGACGAGCUCAAGAAAGAGCUGAACAAUCAGAUCGGCAUCAAUUUGGAGAAAGAGGGUGUGAUUUCACAGUUUCAGCACCGGGUGGAGCGAAUGCUGCGGGAACAAGGAGAGCUGGAGGAGGAGCAUAAAGCUGCACUUCUGGAGCUCCAGGAGAAGAACGAGAGAGUGCAUCAGGUUGUAAAGCAAUGCCAAGACUUGAAAACUGAAAACACUGAGAAAAAGAAAAUGAUUGAUGUAUUAACAAAGGAGAACCAAACUUUUGCUUCUCAGAUUUCCCUAAAAGGUGAAGAAAUCUCAAAUUUGAGGAACAAGUAUGACACUCUAGACCAUGAGCUGAAGCUUGUGAGGGAACAAAAUAUUGAUUUAAAAGAAGUGAUCAAAUCAAAUUGCCGAGAGCAUGAGGACACGGUUAAUAAACUUCAGCAAGAGCUUGACUCUGCUUCAGUUGCUUCAGAAAAAGAAGAAAUGCUGGGUCUGUCAGCGGAGCUAACGUCUCUUAAAGAGCAGAUCUGUCGUUACAGUGAAAAUGAAGUGAAGAAACAACAAGAACGGUCUGUUUUAGAGGCUCAAAACAGUGUGUUGAAGGAAAAAUGUACGUCUCUUCAGAAUCAGAUGGCCGAAGUGAAGGAAUCGGAGCUUAAACUGGAGCUUUGCCAUCAAACAAUGCUAAGAGUAAAAGCUCAGGAGCUCGAGAGGACUGUGAGGGAACAUCACAUCGAAAUCUCCGCUCUUGCCUCCGAGAGAGACACUCAAAUAAAUUCUCUUAAAGCUGAAAUGAAGAACCAACAUCUGAGAUCCGAGAGGCUUCGAGCUCAGCUGGAGCUGAAGGUGGAAAAGCAAAACGGCUCCAUUCUUGCUCUUAAAAACAUGGCUCGACAAUGGGAGCAGCAGAAUGAGGAGCUCCUGGAGAAGCUGAAGAUCAUGUUCACACAAUUACAGCAUUACAGCGGUAAAAACAAGGAGGCAUGGGAGAUGAACAAGUCUCUCGUGAACUCCCUUCAGGCCAACAGGAGAGAAGUCGAAGAUCUUCAGAUGGAACGAGAGCAGGCCGAGGCCAAAGUCAAAAGCUUGGAGGCUCGGUUGGACUCUGCUGAAAGGCAUCUGCAGGAGCUUAGGAAGAUGACCGAUGACACUGAGGAUGUGAGAUGCAGGGAAACACCGCAGGACACCAGCAGUGACCGCUUGAACUUUGAGCUGAACGAUUCGUUUAAUGCUAAUGCACAAGAUGUGUCUGGUAUCGGAGUGGAGGAUAAACCAGAGCAUGCUGCUGACGACUGGAUGCGUGUCGCAGAACUACAGGCUCGAAACAAAGCCUGUCUGCCUCACAUGAAGAGCAGCUACCCGCUGGAGUCCAGGCCCACUGUGGGGCUUCCCUCAUUCACAUUAACGGAUGAGGACCUACGGAUGGGAGACCCGAAAGAGAGCAUGCGGCGUGCAGCUUUACACCUGCAUGAAUCCCAGACUCUCAGACCACCAGGAUCCCUGCUGCAUGACCUGAACACACCUGAGCAGCAGUACAUUGGCACAGGUGAGGCAAAGAAGUUGGCAAGCUGCAUCUCUCGGACCAUGAUGCUUAAGAGCAGGCAUGCUAACAGACUUACAAAUGCUGAGCUUAAGGGAAGGCAGUCUGUUAUGUUCACCAUUGUUAACACACCAAAACACCAAAGAGGUAGCUUGCUGCAGCGAGGCCUGAAGCGUCGUAAGGAAGCCUGUAAGUCUCCCACAGCGGCCAGUCGUGCCCUGCAGCCUGCGAAGAGCACUGCUAACAGCAGAUCGCCACUAUCACUGAGAAAAUGUCCUCGCAACAAGUCUCAGAAAAAGGGAGAGCAGGAGAACUAACUCAGCUGAUCGUCUUUCCUGACUGGAUGUAUCUGCUGUUAUGUGGCAAUACACUUUAGUAUUGUUUAAUUCUGAUUUCUUUCUCCACACGUGAUUUCUUACUUGUCCAGGAUCGUUUAAGUUUCUUUUCUGUUCACUUUGUAAAUUGAUUGAAUGUGUUUUUUGAAUAAUGUAUUUAAAUAAAAGAUUUUUGUGAUGAA
This is a messenger RNA of Carassius auratus (goldfish), 2800 nucleotides long. Its product is annotated as nuclear mitotic apparatus protein 1. The transcript is spliced from 17 exons. Gene Ontology annotation, molecular function: microtubule binding. The coding region runs from base 69 to 2600 and encodes 843 amino acids. NCBI's taxonomy places the organism in Eukaryota, Metazoa, Chordata, Actinopteri, Cypriniformes, Cyprinidae. Gene Ontology annotation, cellular component: spindle microtubule; spindle pole; centrosome. The record is from RefSeq and is a predicted model, not a curated record. Gene Ontology annotation, biological process: establishment of mitotic spindle orientation.